GGCUGGAUGAAGGAGAAUGUGUUUACUAGGGAAAGGAUAGACAGGGAAAGGGAGAGAGAGAGAGCGAGAGAGAGGGAGAGGAGUGGUUUUAUGUGCGGACGAUGCUUCCAAACUCUUUGGGAAGGAGAGAGGCGGAUAUGGCAGAGCAAGCUGUUUCUGCUCAGUGAGCAAACUGGUUUCAAGUCCCCCUGAAGUGUGCACUGCCUCCCUGCUCAGAGCUGGGAGGGUCUGCAGCCCUGGGUUUCAGCACAGCGAGAGUGUUUGUCUGCAGAAGCUAGAGGAGAGUAUCCCUUUCUCUGUCAGUGGUUGAGACCAGCCACCACCCCCCCACCCCCCGACACACACAAACACACACACACACACACAAACACACACACACACACACACACACACACACACACACACACACACACACACACACAGUGCUGGAAGUUGUCAGAGUUGUCUGACAGGCGACACAACGUCCCAGCACAGUUGAGAAAUUCCGAGCUGGAGCUGCAGCGAUAAACCUGACUGACUCUGACAUGGCGACAGAAGGGAGCCCCCCGGGAUCGCCGAGCAGCCCCCAUGUGUCUGAUGCCAACGCUGCUCAGUGCACGAUGCCAGACCCCAUCAAGAGGUUCCGAAACUGUGAACCCAAAGCCCUGGGUGUCGCGUUGUUGAUGUUGGGUUUAAUCGUGUUCUCUCUCGAAAUCCGGUGUCUCAACCUAGUGCCCUCGAAGGUGAUCCAGUCCGGGAGCCCCUUUCUCGUGGCUGUGUUGUUUGUCCUCACGGGAACCCUCGUCCUUCUCGGUGACCAGAAACCACGCCAAGGACUCCUGAGAGCGUGCCUGGCCAGCGCCAUCGUCACCAUGGUGGUCUCCGCCAUCGAGUUAGUCGUGUACCUGGUGGACAUCAGUGAACACAGGAAGAGGUCACUGCUCUGCCUGGUGGGUGAGGAUACCCAGAGAUGCUACCACCUCCUGGGAAAACAGAGAGUCCUGUACGUGAACGUCCCCAUCUUUUACCUGCUGACCCUGAGUGGCCUGGUCCUGUGCAUCAUCGUGUCCACCAGGGUCUACCAGCUCGUUCGCCUCGGGGACCCCGAGAUGGAGCAGCUGCUGCGAUCGUGCCCCCCUGGCGAUCCGGAAGGAGCCUCUCUGGUUUCCCCGGAGCCUGACCAGGAACACACUGAGCCGGCCGCACACCGCGGGACCGGGGGCCGGGAGACACCCAAGUCCAGAGCUGGCAAGAGGACGUUGCUCGUUCACAAGUUCCUGGAAGGACACCCCAAGGCUUUAGGCGUAAUCCACGUUGUCCUGGGACUGACCAUCCCGCUGUUAACGCUCGAAACGCUGUCCAUCAAUGCCUGGGAGAUGGUGAAAGUCGGCGUCAAUGCUUGGCUCACUCUUCAGUGUGUUGCCACGGGAACGGUGUCCAUCUUGGCUGAGAACAGGCCCACCGUCAACAUGAUCCGAGUCUGCCUGACCCUGAACAUACUGUGUGCUCUGAUCACUGCUAUCUACGCGAUAAUAUUACUGGAACAUGCCUCGGAAAUCAUCUUUUGUGUAUACUACCCGUGUGAGGAUACCCUGGAAAUUGCCAUGUCGGUAUUCCCACUGCUCUUCGAUCUAUUGGAGCACGUCGUUUCCGUGGUGAUGGCGGCCUAUUCUUGCAAGUCUCUGCGUUCGGUGCCAUUGACCAAGGCGGCCGUGGUCUUAAACGCUCCGUCAGCGCCAGUGUCCAGCUCCCAGUGAAACCCUCUGCCCCCACCCCCCCACGGUCAUGUGUGUUUGGUGAUCCGCUCCGCCAGCAGGGUCAUGAUGGGACAUGGGCGGCCGGGGGAGUUUGGGGGGGGUGGGAAAACGGGUUGGACCGAAUGGCCCCUGGCCCUGCUUCUGCAUUCCCACUCUGUUCCCCACCCUCCCCAACCCGGGGUUUCUGCGAAUCUCCGCAACCUCCUCCUUCUCAGGCGGUUUCUCAGCACCCGCCCUCGAACGCAAAAACCCAGCCGCGCCCGAGAGCCCCUCUCCCUCUCCGCAGCUCCCUUUCCUGACCGUGACCCUCCUCUCUCCAUCCCAUCCCACCGCGAGCGUUCCCCGGACUGAGUCCGUCCCCUUCCGCAUUGUCCAAGCCUCGAUUCCCUGCUCCCAAUCCCUCCACCCCAUCCCUGGCUGCACCGAGCGAAGGGGAUAGCUCUCCUUCCCCAACGUCCCUGUUUCCUUCCCCCCCAUCAUCGGGGGGAGAAGAGGUUUAAAAGUAACAUCUCUUCCCGGUCUCCGAUUUUAACUUCUCGCCCGCUCUGACACGGAUCGUCGCUUGCGAGAGCGAGCGAGAGAGAGAGAGAGUCUCGAAACUCCAUGUCAGUUCUGAACAACGUUGUUCAGGCGUUCCUUACCCCCUCCCUCGUAUGUCUCUGUCCACCGCAACACAGAAACAGACCCUUCGGCCCGACCUGUCCAUGCUGACCCAGAUAUCCCAACCCAAUCUAGUCCCACCUGCCAGCACCCACCCUCCAAAUCCUUCCUAUCCAUAUCCCCAUCCAAAUGCCUCUUAAAUGUUGUCAUUGUACCAGCCUCCACCACAUCCUCUGGCAGCUCAUUCCAUACACGUACCACCCUCUGGGGGAAAAAGUUGCCCCUUAGCUCCCUUUUAUAUCUUUCCCCUCUCACCCUAAACCUAUGCCCCUCUAGUUCUGGACUCCCCCACCCCAGGGAAAAGACUUUGCCUAUUUACCCUAUCCAUGCCCCUCAUGAUUUUAUAAACCUCUAUAAGGUCACCCCUCAGCCUCCGACGCUCCAGGGAAAACAGCCCCAGCCUGUUCAGCCUCUCCCUGUAGCUCAAACCUUGGCAACAUCCUUGUAAAUCUUUUCUGGACCCUUUCACAACAUCCUUCCGAUAUGAGGGAGACCGGAAUUGCCCGCGAUAUCCCAACAGUGGCCUAACCAAUGUCUCCGAACCGUCCAUAUGGAUAUCUUGAAAAAUGUAUUCAAACUCCCCACUCCAAUAACCUGUGUGAAUCCCAGGCCAUCGUUUGCGUGGUCUCUCUGCUGGGCUGAACUACUGCUGUUCUGGUCGACCCCAGCCCCAGGGACAGUCCAUGUGAUCACAGCAUCGGAAACCCACCCAGAGAAGCCCGCAUUUGUAUAGCCCCCCCCUUCGACAAAGCAGUCAGACGGAAAUGGGUCCCGGACCCAGGAAGGAAAGGAUUGGGAACUGGGCGAGCGGGGCGGGGAGUGGGGGAGGAGGUUUCAAUGGAAUGGUCACGGGACGGCGUGGGCUAGGAGCAGCAAGAGGCCAUUCAGCCCCUCCACCGUUCCCGCUGAGGUCAUCUCUCCGUCACCCCUCGAGCCUGUCUCUCUUUAACGCUCUCUCCACCUCCUCGUUCAGCUGAGUCCAUGUCCCAGCAUGCACCGUGCCCUGCGGGGGGUGACGUCCACAGACCCACGAGAGACAGAGAGAGAGAGGUCAUCCCUCCUGGGCCCUGUUUCACAUCGGCAACCUCUCACCCUCAACCUCUGACCUCUCGCUCCCGUGUGCCCCGCGUGGGGGAACACCCUCUCCCUGUCCACCCCCCGCCCCCCCCCCCCCCCCCCGACCUUUAGCAUCUCACUGACCUCCGUCACGUCUCCCCUCGUUCCCUCUGCACUCCCCCCGGACAGUAUCGAGACAAACUGCUCCGUCUCUGACUAAACCCCGUCCCCUCUGGGACCUACUGAGGGAGCUGACCCCCAACACACUCGUGUCAGGGUGGGGGAGGGGAGGGGGCAGGGGCCUACCAGACCAGUAGGCCACACUCCAUGGCCUGGUCUCACUGGAGCCUUGAACACUUACACCAAACACUUCCUGACUUUUCAACUCGCUUCCUGUCAGGACAGAAGCGGAAUUCCGGUUGCCUUCCUUAUUACCUACUUCGGAGCUCUGUGUGUGUGUGUGAAUCCAAGCAUGUUAAACACCGAUAAUUUAGCCAACGUGAUGUAUUCCUAUAAUAAUCUGAAGUGAAAUACUUCCAAAAUGGACCCAGCAUCUUCAGGAAUGGGAUGUAAAAUGAAUUAAAUAUAUAUUAAGCUAAAAAGCA
Messenger RNA from Hemiscyllium ocellatum (epaulette shark), 4057 nucleotides. RefSeq names its product high affinity immunoglobulin epsilon receptor subunit beta-like. Gene Ontology annotation, cellular component: membrane. Bases 525 to 1736 code for a protein of 403 amino acids. The transcript has 12 exons. The record is from RefSeq and is a predicted model, not a curated record. NCBI's taxonomy places the organism in Eukaryota, Metazoa, Chordata, Chondrichthyes, Orectolobiformes, Hemiscylliidae.